UUGCGUUGUGUUCCAUGAAGGAUUUCAACUUGGCACAAGAGACCUGCCAGUUGGCAAUCAGAGAUGUUGGAGGUCUUGAAGUUUUAAUAAACUUACUUGAUACAGAUGAAGUCAAAUGUAAGAUUGGUUCAUUAAAAAUCUUGAAGGAAAUCAGUCACAAUCCUCAAAUCCGUCGUAAUAUUGUUGACCUCGGAGGCUUACCAAUCAUGGUCAACAUACUUGAUUCUCCACACAAGAGUCUGAAAUGUCUGGCAGCUGAGACCAUUGCAAAUGUUGCUAAGUUUCGACGAGCCCGUCGAGCAGUGCGACAGCAUGGGGGCAUCACCAAACUGGUCUCUCUAUUGGACUGUGGCCAUAGUCACGCAGAACCUACUCAGUCAAAUCUGUACGAGACCAGAGACGUGGAGGUGGCCCGCUGCGGAGCUCUGGCACUGUGGAGCUGCAGUAAGAGUCAUGCAAAUAAAGAAGCCAUCCGGAAGGCUGGGGGUUUCCCUCUGUUGGCUCGGCUCCUGAAGACUUCCCACGAGGACAUGCUAAUUCCAGUGGUGGGAACCUUGCAAGAAUGUGCAUCAGAGGAAAACUACCGAGCUGCAAUAAAAGCAGGCAAAAUUAUUGAAAAUCUAGUGAAGAACCUAAAUAGUGCAAAUGAACAGCUGCAGGAGCAUUGCGCCAUGGCCAUCUACCAGUGUGCUGAAGAUGAAGAAACCCGAGACUUGGUUAGGCUGCACGGAGGACUUAAAUCCUUGGCCACUUUGCUCAAUAAUACAGACAAUAAACAACGGUUGGCUGCUGUCACGGGAGCAAUAUGGAAAUGUUCCAUCAGCAAAGAGAAUGUAUCCAAGUUCCGAGAAUACAAAGCCAUCGAAACUUUGGUGGGGCUUUUAACUGAUCAGCCCGAAGAAGUACUUGUGAACGUGGUCGGUGCAUUGGGAGAAUGUUGCCAAGAAUAUGAAAACAGAGUCAUUGUCCGGAAAUGUGGUGGCAUCCAACCACUCGUGAAUCUCCUUGUUGGGGUGAAUCAAGCUCUUCUUGUCAACGUCACAAAAGCAGUUGGUGCUUGUGCUGCAGAUCCUGAAAGUAUGACGAUAAUCGACCGUUUAGAUGGAGUGCGUUUGUUGUGGUCACUGCUGAAAAAUACUCACCCAGAUGUGAAGUCCAGUGCAGCCUGGGCUCUCUGUCCCUGCAUCGAAAAUGCAAAGGACUCUGGAGAAAUGGUCCGUUCCUUUGUUGGUGGUUUGGAACUUGUUGUCAAUUUACUGAAAUCAGAUAAUAAAGAAGUCUUAGCAAGUGUGUGUGCUGCUAUUACUAAUAUUGCAAAAGAUCAAGAAAAUUUAGCUGUUAUUACAGAUCAUGGAGUUGUUCCUUUAUUAUCUAAAUUAGCAAAUACAAAUAAUGAUAAACUGAGACGACAUCUAGCAGAAGCUAUUUCACGAUGUUGUAUGUGGGGCAGAAAUAGAGUGGCCUUUGGUGAACACAAAGCAGUGGCUCCAUUAGUGCGUUACCUGAAAUCACAGGACACGGCUGUGCAUAGAGCAACUGCUCAAGCCUUGUAUCAACUCUCAGAAGAUGCCAACAAUUGCAUCACCAUGCAUGAGAAUGGUGCAGUGAAGAUUAAUGGCUUUGUUUUCAUUCCCCUCUCCUAUUUUAUAUGUGACAGCUUCUGCUGGAUAUGGUUGGAUCUCCGGAUCAGGAUCUCCAAGAAGCUGCAGCUGGUUGUAUAGCCAAUAUCCGCAGACUGGCGCUUGCUACAGAAAAGGCAAGAUACCCCUAAACUCUGA
Messenger RNA from Sorex araneus (European shrew), 1778 nucleotides. It is a transcript of the gene ODAD2, whose product is annotated as outer dynein arm docking complex subunit 2. The record is from RefSeq and is a predicted model, not a curated record. NCBI's taxonomy places the organism in Eukaryota, Metazoa, Chordata, Mammalia, Eulipotyphla, Soricidae. The transcript is spliced from 10 exons. Gene Ontology annotation, molecular function: protein binding.